AUGGCUAGUGAGGAGAGUUUCCUAGUUCUGGUACAUUACAGAGGGUCCAUUAAGAGAAAAACUCGGUCCGGCGUUAAGUUCACUGAUAAGGAUCCCCUAUGUAUUAUCGUGACGCCGACAACCACCUACGAUGCACUUGUUAGCUCUGUGCUGGAGAAGCUGGGUCUUGCAGGCGUUAAAAGGGUGAAGAAGUUUUUCUACCGCAUUCCUACAGCGGUGCUCCAUGACACCGUGAAGUUUGAUUGUUUCACAAUCGGUAGUGACGAGGACUUGCAGGUUAUGUUUCUUUCUCGUAGGCAGUUUCCCGAGGUAAGGACACCGGAGUUGUUGGCUAAGUUGGUUGAUGUGGUAUCUAGCUCGGGUGGUUCGAACCGGAAUGCCACUACUAUAGCCGCGGUUGCCGGCUCGAGCUCGAGACCUGCUGUUGCUUCAUCCUCUGCUCCUGUGUAUGAGCCACCGAUGCAGCCUGUUGCGUCCCCUUCGUUUGCCGUUGAUCUGAGCGGCAAUGUUGGAGACGAGGUUCGGCACGGGGAACAUAUUCCCACCGAGGUACAUUGUCCCACACCGGCUGGUGUUGGUGAUGGUUUGUUUGAUGAUCCAGAUGACGAUGACGCGGAGCCGGAUUUCAUCGCUGAUGAAAGCGGCGAUGAUGUUGGGACUACUGUUCCGACAAGGGCUAUAGGUGGAUCUAGUUCUGGCACACAGCAGUAUCCACCCCAUUUUUCCUCAUUGGACCUUGAUGCCAUGCGGCAAGACGAUGAUGUUCUGCAGGCCUCAGGAUUUGGUGCUAGAGAUACCGAGGGGUCUACCGGUAUGAACGAGUUGCAGGUUGGCCAACAAUUUCAAGAUAAAGAUGAGGCGCUGUUGAGUGUGAAGACGUACAGUAUCCGUCGAGGGGUCCAGUACAAGGUCGUUGAGUCUGAUUAUCGCAGGUACGUGGGAAAGUGUUCUGAGUUUGGGAAUGGGUGCACAUGGCUAAUUCGGUUGAGUCUCCGACAGCGGAAGGGUAUCUGGGAAGUGAAGCGAUACAACGGACCGCAUACAUGUCUUGCCAGCUCCAUCUCCAGCGACCAUAGGAGUCUGGACUACCAUGUCAUAUCCACCUUCGUUAUGCCGAUGGUUAGGGCUGAUGCAGGUGUGAACAUCAAGGUGCUCCAAAAUGCCACGGCCGCACACUUUGGGUUCAGGCCUACGUACUGGAGGGUAUGGAUGGCGAAGCAGAAGGCCGUUGCCGUGAUAUAUGGGGACUGGGAGGAGUCGUACAAUGAGCUCCCUAGGUGGGUUUUAGGAGUGCAGCUGACGAUGCCUGGCACUGUAGCCGUCCUCAGGACUUGCCCUGUUCGAGUUGGGGGACAGGUUGACGAUUCUCAGGUUUAUUUUCAUAGGCUGUUCUGGACUUUCCCCCCUUGUAUCCAGGCAUUCUGUCAUUGCAAGCCUUUGGUGAGUAUUGACGGCACCCAUUUAUAUGGGAAGUAUGGGGGAACACUGCUAAUCGCCAUUGCACAAGACGGAAACUCGAACAUCCUACCCGUGGCAUUUGCACUAGUUGAGGGUGAGAAUGCUGAGUCAUGGUCUUUCUUUCUUUCCCACCUCCGUGAGCACGUGACACCUCAGCCCGCGAAUUUUGCGUUGACGUUCAAGGGAAAAGAUGCACGGAGGCUUCUUGUUAACGCCGCAUAUGCCAAGACCGAGGUGGAGUUCGACUACUGGUUUGACAUUCUGCGCUCUGAGAAUCCGGCAAUGUGUGACUGGACGAACCGAAUCGAGUAUUCGUUGUGGACACAGCACUGUGAUGAGGGUCGGAGAUUCGGGCACAUGACGACCAAUAUUUCGGAGUGUGUCAACUCAAUCCUGAAGGGGGUUAGAAACCUCCCAGUAUGCUCCCUGGUGAAGGCCACAUACGGAAGGCUUGCUGAGCUAUUUGUCCGUAAGGGGAGGGAGGCCGAGGCUCAGAUGGGUACUGGACAACAAUUCAGUCAAUACCUAGUAAAGUGUAUCGAGGCCAACCUGAGAACAGCCCGGCAUUUCACGGUUACUCUUUACGACAGGGACAACUCGGAGUACACCGUUGCUGAGACGACUCCGACAGGCUCAUUCUCUCUUGGUACGUACAGGGUCUCAUUAGGGUCUAAGACUUGUGAUUGUGGAUACUUCCAAGCACUUCAUUUUCCCUGUUCGCAUGCACUUGCAUGCUGUGCUUAUUCACGGCUUACAUGGCAGCCUUACGUGCACGAGGUAUACCGGCUUAGCUCCGUUUUCGGCGUCUAUCAGAUGGUAUUUGCCCCUCCCAUACCGGAGGGUUUCUGGCCACCUUAUGCCGGGCCUACAGUUAUACCGGAUCCGAGUAUGAGGCGUGCGAGGGAGGGUCGUCCUAGAUCCACAAGAAUUCGAACCAACAUGGAUGAAGCAGAUCCGAACCGGCCAAAGAGAUGUGGCCUCUGCAGGCAGCCAGGACACACCAGGCGUAGUUGUCCACAAGCCGCAGGCCCAAGCGGUACUGCUAGAAAUGAGUAG
This is a messenger RNA of Arachis stenosperma, 2514 nucleotides long. RefSeq lists its product as uncharacterized. NCBI's taxonomy places the organism in Eukaryota, Viridiplantae, Streptophyta, Magnoliopsida, Fabales, Fabaceae. The record is from RefSeq and is a predicted model, not a curated record. Gene Ontology annotation, molecular function: zinc ion binding. Bases 1 to 2514 code for a protein of 837 amino acids. The transcript is spliced from 2 exons.